This is a messenger RNA of Colletotrichum costaricense, 498 nucleotides long. RefSeq lists its product as uncharacterized. The record is from RefSeq and is a predicted model, not a curated record. Bases 1 to 498 code for a protein of 165 amino acids. NCBI's taxonomy places the organism in Eukaryota, Fungi, Ascomycota, Sordariomycetes, Glomerellales, Glomerellaceae. The transcript has a single exon.
AUGGCUUCCAACGGAACUUCUGCCGACCCCACUGCCCCUCACGAGAUGGGCCCCGAGAACAACAACCAGCCGGGCCCUGCCACAGGAUCUUCCACAGGCACUACCCAUGACAACCCCGCCGCCCCCGCUCACCAGGGCAUAUCCCAGGCUGAUAACGCAGGCGAUAUGGAGGAGAAGGAGAUGAAGAAGAUUCAGAACCUCCAUGCUAAGAUUCAGGAGGAGCGUAAGGCUCAGAUCGAGGAGAAGAAGCGUGAAGAGGCCAUUUACCAGGCCGAGCAGGCAGAGAAGGAGCGCCUGCAGAAGGAGGCGCAGGCUCAGAAAGACCGGGAGCAGAAGGCUCGCCUGCAGAGAGCCAUCCAGGCCACUCCAGAGGAACGUGAAGCCUACGAGACGUCGCUGGAGUACGCUGAGACGUCUAGACGUUCUGAACGCCGUAGAGCCAAAACGCUCAGCAGCAUCAACGGCUAUCUUGAGCGCCACGGUAAAAAGCGCAGAUGA